This is a messenger RNA of Rubroshorea leprosula, 1162 nucleotides long. Lineage: Eukaryota; Viridiplantae; Streptophyta; Magnoliopsida; Malvales; Dipterocarpaceae. The record is from the annotation of a GenBank genome assembly.
CAUGCUCUAACAAAUGAAAAAGAACCUUGCGAGAUGAACUUAGUGAGAAAAGCUUUCUACAAUGCACGUUGCUUUGCUAAGGCUAAAGCAGCUAACCUUUUGAAUCCACUCAAAAUUCUUUAUCAUACUCUUUCCUCAGUAGUAUUGCAGCCCAUCAAAGCCCUUGCAUUGGUAAUGCUUGUCAAGGGUUACUAACAGUUUGAUCUUAAUUAGGUACCAUAUUACUGCCAGAACAGUACUUGGGAAACCCAUAUCUUUAGAGAUAGCUUCCUUGUAGAUACCUCCAUGAUUCCUGCAUCCGGACUCAGUUUGCAAAUUGUGUUUGCAGAACCGUCUUUACGAUUUGAUCUAGUGUGGGCAGCCUGCCAGAUAGGCCAGUAGACCAAGCUGUUGUUCUUUGGCAAUGUUUAAUUCUCAGUUAUUUCUAGUUAGCUUAAACAAUUGUAAGUGCAACUUUGCAAGAACACCAUUUUACUUCUGAAUACUAUUAAAUUGUCUUCUAGUUCUAGGUUGCACCUUAUUUUUUUCAUCUCACUAUUUUCUUAAUUCAUCCCUAACCCAUGUAAGUGCAACAUCACUGCUGAAAUUCUUAGAUGCUGCACCUAAUCAGAACACAUAUUCUACAUCACUUUCUAAAAGACUCUUACUUUAAAUAUUUCCUUUCUUUUUUCUUUUUUUUUGCAAGAAAUGGAUCUGAUUAGGGUUUUUUUCUCCAACUUCUUAUUGAAGACAAUUUAAGGAUAUUAAGGCGGAUGUCUGGUGUCAUGCUACCUUCUAAGUAGGAGGCAACAUUUCUGGCAGUAGCUAAGAAAUGAACAAUCCAAUAAUGUUCAUCCUUACAGGCGAUGCAAGUGUAGAGAGCACAAGACAGCUGCGUUGACCACUUCUUUGUUUAACUACGGUCUUAUUUGGGGAUUUAGUUCUGAGAUUAAUGUAAUGUGAAGACAAGAAAAGGUGCCUCUCGGUACCCAUGAUAGUCAUAGCAACAAAUUUCUCCUGGUAAUGCCCAAUCCUAUUUUAUGACACUUUGAUCUCUCUCAGUCUGUUUCUCUAAUGCUGCAAUGCAUCUCUUCAGUUUCAGGUUAAGACAAUUCAACUAAAAGAGGCUUGCCUUGUAAAUUUUAAAAAUCUCCAAUUAUGUGAUCCUAAGGACAUCAUUGCU